GAAGAGAAACCGCCACCGCCAUCUUGGGGGGCGCCCAGCCGGGCCCCUGGUCGGGUGAGAGGACACGUCGGUGCCGCCAGCGACGUCAUAGGCCCGCCCGGCCUGCCGGCGCCUGAUUGGCUGCUGCGUUUUCUUACGCGUCGCGCUUCCUUGUCUGCCCCUCGUGCUCAGUGGAAUCGCUCUUUUUUUACCUCAGCAUAGAAGAAGCGAUGGUGGCGCUGGCAUCUCUCGGCGCCCUGGCGCUACUCCUGAUGUCGGGCCUCUCCUGCUGCUCAGCAGAGGCAUGCGUGGAGCCCCAGAUCACACCUUCUUACUAUACAACUUCUGAUGCCGUCAUUUCCACUGAGACUGUCUUCAUCGUGGAGAUUUCCCUGACAUGCAAGAACAGGGUCCAGAACAUGGCUCUUUAUGCUGAUGUCAGUGGAAAACAAUUUCCUGUCACCCGGGGCCAGGAUGUGGGUCGCUAUCAGGUAUCCUGGAGCUUAGACCACAAGAGUGCCCAUGCAGGUACCUAUGAGGUCAGAUUCUUCGACGAGGAGUCCUACAGCCUCCUGAGGAAGGCUCAGAGAAAUAACGAGGACAUUUCCAUCAUCCCACCCCUGUUCACAGUCAGUGUGGACCAUCGGGGCACCUGGAAUGGGCCCUGGGUUUCCACCGAGGUGUUGGCCGCAGCCAUCGGCCUAGUGAUCUACUACCUGGCCUUCAACGCCAAGAGCCACAUCCAGGCCUGAGGGUAACGCUCUCAGCCCUCCCUCCUUGUUUCUUUCAAUAAAGUUAUAUGGCUCCUGGCUCCUCA
This is a messenger RNA of Pteronotus mesoamericanus, 796 nucleotides long. It is a transcript of the gene SSR4, whose product is annotated as signal sequence receptor subunit 4. Lineage: Eukaryota; Metazoa; Chordata; Mammalia; Chiroptera; Mormoopidae. Gene Ontology annotation, cellular component: membrane; endomembrane system; endoplasmic reticulum. The coding region runs from base 210 to 731 and encodes 173 amino acids. The transcript is spliced from 6 exons. The record is from RefSeq and is a predicted model, not a curated record.